UCAAAUUGUCAAAUAUACAUCAAUUUUGACGAUUGAGAUUCAUUGGUUUUCAAUUGUAUUAAUUAAGAUAUAACACUAAUUCAACAAUAUUAUAGCUCGUCAAGCUUUACUUUCGUAAAGUAGUGUAUUCUAGAAUAUUACGAAGCUAUCAAAAUGUUGGUCCUAGUCUUGGGUGACUUACACAUCCCGCACCGCACCGGCAGCCUCCCGCCCAAGUUCAAGAAGCUGCUACUGCCCGGCCGCAUCCAGCACAUCCUGUGUACGGGCAACCUUUGUACCAAGGAGUCCUAUGACUAUUUGAAGACGCUGGCCAGUGAUGUGCAUGUGGUCAGAGGAGAUUUCGAUGAGAACUCCACCUACCCAGAACAAAAAGUCAUAACCGUCGGUCAGUUCCGCAUCGGCCUCGUCCAUGGGCACCAAGUGGUCCCGUGGGGAGAUGAAGAGUCCCUCGCACUGGUGCAGAGACAACUCGAUGUGGACAUCUUGAUCUCGGGACACACACAUCGGUUUGAGGCUUACGAGCAUGAGAACAAGUUUUAUAUCAAUCCGGGGUCUGCUACUGGAGCUUACAGUCCUCUUUUCAGGAACCCAACACCAUCGUUCGUUCUAAUGGACAUCCAGAGCUCCACAGUAGUCACAUACGUCUAUAAACUGCUCGGAGACGAGGUGAAAGUCGAGCGGAUCGAGUAUAAGAAGGCGUAGUAGCUACAGAUCUAUUGUAAUGUGUUAAGAGAAACUAUUCCAUAUGUAUAAAUAUCAGAAGAGUAUGGUGUCAUGUGGUACGAACAGUGAAAUAAUGGCGCAUUUUCAUUAGUCGAUAACUCGUUCGGUAUACAGCGUACGGGGAGUCGCCGCAGGCGAGAUAACAACCAAUGAAAGUGGCGCAAAUUGAUUGGUCGUUACGUAGCAUACGGGGACUCUCCGCAGGCGAGAUAACAGCCAUUGAAAGUGGUGCAAAUUGAUUGGUCGUUACGUAGCAUACGGGGACUCUCCGCAGGCGAGAUAACAACCAAUGAAAGUGGUGCAAAUUGAUUGGUCAUUACGUAGCAUACGGGGACUCUCCGCAGGCGAGAUAACAACCAAUCAAAGUGGUGCAAAUCGAUUGGUCGUUACUCGUUACGUAGCAUACGGGGACUUUCCACAGGCGAGAUAACAACCAAUGAAAGUUACUAUUACUAUUUAAUUUCCUGAAUGCGGGCCCUGUGGCAUGCGUUCCAGAAAUCUCUCGCACCCCGAAUGCGGACCCUAUCGACUAUUGCAUUCGGGGUACGAGUGAUUUCUUUAACGUGUGCCACAGGUCUCGCAUUCGGGGAAACGUUUUCAUUAGUCGAUAGGGCCCGCAUUCGGGGUGCAAGAGAGAACGAAUGCCGCAUUCGGGAAAUUAAAUAGCAGUAGUAACUUUCACUGGUUGUUAUCUCGCCUGCGGGGAGUCCCCGUAUGCUGUUUAACGACCAAUCAAUUUGCACCACUUUCAUUGGUCGUUAUCUCGCCUGCGGCGACUUCCCGUAUGCUGCAUUCCGAACGGGUUAGCGACCAAUUAAAUUGCACCGCUUUCAUUGGUUGUUAUAUCGCCUGCGGGGACUCCCCGUAUUCUGUAUACCGAACGAGUUAUCGACUAAUGAAAUUGCGCCAUUAAGCUUAAGAGUGCUCACUCCUAGUUAAAACUCGUAAAAGUCCGAAGGCCGAGCUCCGCGUAGAACCGAAGGCUCAGAGCGUCCCUGAGAGGUACAAGUUGAUAGUCUUGUUACAUUCUUUUUGCAUUUUUAGUGUUCCGUAUAAAAUAGUACAUUGCGAUACAAGUGCGAUAAAUAAGAAAUUCGAAACGGGUGGCGAUAAAUUAAAACACGAACGUAGUGUUUUAAAUCGAGACGAGGUGCGAAUUACUUUUUCGCACAUGUAUCGUAUAACGAUUUACAGUAUAUAACCAUUCUAUUUUUGACUUAGUUGCGUAAUGAGCACAUUACCUAACAAGUGCGGUAAUGUAGCGCCAUAUGUAUUACUGUCAAGUUUAUUAUUAACAUUUGAAUAUGUUUUCUUGUUUUUUAGAAUAUCAAUAAUUCAAGGUGACCUAUGUUUAUUGUGGAUCCAGUUAUUCUUUCUGUAGCAUAUCGAAACUGUAAAAUUCAAAAUGGCGGUGAAGACCUAAAAGCGUUUCUAAUGAAUUACUUGUUGUCGUUACGCUUAUACCAUACAAAAUCGCAGCUGGUGUAAAUUGUUCUGUUUUAAAAAUAUUAAAUUUAAUUAGACUUGUUUACUAAAAUUGUAAGGCUUUUCCCAAACCGAUUUUUGGUCGGCAAUUAGCUGAUUCCGCGUCGAUAGGUUUGGGGAGACCCCAACAUGCCGUUACCGUCCGGCGAAUUGAUGGUCAGUGAAUGUCUUUAGGUAACUUUUCCAGGCAGGCGGUAUGAAAAGUAUAAUAGAACCUAAAAAUCUCGAGGUUUUACACGUUUUUUUGGCAUGGGACUUGAGUUUAACGGGUUUAAACCUGCCCACAUGAUAUUCGGCAAUAUUUUACAUUUUAUUUAGAAAGGUAAAACGUUUUGAAGUUCCUUCGGGACGAAAACUAAAACGUGGGAGGGUUAGAUUAUACAAAUGUAUGUAUUGUCCCAGAUUUGUAAGAACCUCUUUUUGACACAUGACAGCGUCCACAAUACGCAAACUCGCGCAACCUAAUGAACUUUUAAAUAAAAUCCUGUAAUAAUAUUUAAAAAAAUCAAGUA
This is a messenger RNA of Leguminivora glycinivorella, 2720 nucleotides long. It is a transcript of the gene Vps29, whose product is annotated as vacuolar protein sorting-associated protein 29. Gene Ontology annotation, biological process: retrograde transport, endosome to Golgi; intracellular protein transport. The transcript has 4 exons. Lineage: Eukaryota; Metazoa; Arthropoda; Insecta; Lepidoptera; Tortricidae. Bases 154 to 702 code for a protein of 182 amino acids. The record is from RefSeq and is a predicted model, not a curated record. Gene Ontology annotation, cellular component: endosome; retromer complex.